GACGGUUAAACCCGCCUGUCUGUCCUCACACAGACGGUUAAACCCGCCUGUCCUCACACAGACGGUUAAACCCGCCUGUCCUCACACAGACGGUUAAACCCGCCUGUCCUCACACAGACGGUUAAACCCGCCUGUCCUCACACAGACGGUUAAACCCGCCUGUCCUCACACAGACGGUUAAACCCGCCUGUCCUCACAGAUAUGUUUGGACCGGGACAUGUUGCCGGUACUCGGUGUCCCCCAUCAGCUUCACAGCUAGUUUAAAGGGACGAUAAUCCGUGUUGUGUUCAAAUUCAAUCAGAUAAAGGAGUUGUGUCUCUGGAUCCACGAUGGGACCAGCGACCAAACUGGCCUUCAGUGUUUUCCUCAUCUCCUGCUCCUCAGGUGCCAUCCUGGGCCGCUCAGACACUGACAAGUGCGUCCACUACAACUACAACCCUUCCUCCUCCUCCUCCUCCUCCUCCUCCUCCUCCUCGGUGUUGCAGGGUCGGGGGAACAUCAGUGGGGUGGUCUCCUGCCCUGGAGAUAAAGAUAAGAGACUUCACUGCUUCGCCACCUGGAAGAAUGUAUCUGGAGUGGUUCAGGUGGUCAAACAGGGCUGCUGGCUGGACGACAUCAACUGUUACGACAAGAGUGAAUGUGUGGAGAAGAAAGAUGCUCCUGAAGUCUUCUUCUGCUGCUGUGAAGGAAGUUUGUGCAACGACAAGUUCUUCUACAGCCCCAACAGCAGCCAGCCGCAGAUACCAACGACCAACAAACCAGUGCCUUCCAAGACCCCGGUGCUGACCACUCUGAUGUACUCACUGGUUCCCAUCAUGGUCGUCACCGCCAUCGUCCUCUUCUCCGUCUGGAUGUACCGACACCACAAACUGGCCUACCCACCGGUCCUGGUGCCCACCCAGGAUCCUGGUCCUCUGCCCCCCUCCCCCAUCCUGGGCCAGAAGCCACUGCAGUUACUGGAGGUCAAAGCCAGGGGGCGCUUCGGCUGUGUGUGGAAGGCUCAGCUACUCAGUGAUUACGUCGCUGUCAAGAUCUUCUCCAUCCAGGACAAGCAGUCGUGGCAGAACGAGUUUGAGAUCUUCAGCCUGAAUGGGAUGAGACAUGAGAACCUGCUGCGGUUCAUCGGAGGGGAGAAGAGAGGCAGCGGUGUGGACCUGGAGCUGUGGCUCAUCAGCGAGUACCACGACAAGGGCUCUCUGACUGACUACCUGAAGGCCAACGUCCUCUCCUGGUCUGAGCUGUGUGUCAUCGCUCAGUCCAUGUCCCGAGGUCUGGCCUACCUGCACGAGGACAUACCGGGACACAAGGACGGACACAAACCGGCCAUCGCACACAGGGACUUUAAGAGUAAGAACGUGCUGCUGAAGUCCAACCUGACCGCCUGCAUCGCUGACUUCGGCCUCGCUCUCAGGUUUGAGGCGGGGAAAUCACCUGGAGACACACACGGACAGGUGGGGACCAGGAGGUACAUGGCCCCGGAGGUCCUGGAGGGGGCCAUCAACUUCCAGAGGGACGCCUUCCUGAGGAUCGACAUGUACGCUGUGGGUCUGGUGCUGUGGGAGCUCGCCUCCCGCUGCAAAGCUGCUGACGGUCCGUUGGAUGAGUACAUGCUGCCGUUUGAGGAGGAGGUGGGUCAGCAUCCGUCCCUAGAGGACAUGCAGGAGGUGGUGGUCCAUAAGAAGCUGAGACCGACUCUCAGAGAAUGCUGGCAGAAACACACUGGUUUGUCCGUUCUCUGUGAGACCAUUGAGGAAUGCUGGGAUCACGAGGCUGAAGCUCGCCUGUCGGCCGGCUGCGUGGAGGAGCGGGCCGUUCAGAUGCAGCGGCAGACGAGCAUCACAGGGCCCGAGGAGGUCGUCACAGUUGUCACCAUGGUAACCAAUGUGGACUACCCGCCUAAGGAGUCGAGUCUAUGACGAGGCCUAAGGACCAAUCAGGACGGAGCAGGGACUCCUUUAGCGAACGGUGUCUUUCUCUAACCGCAGACUUCGGUCAGGUGACCCUCAGACGGUCAGGUGACUCUCAGACUGAUGAGGACGGCAUGGCAGAGAAUCUCUCUCUCUGGAGGGUGAGCCACACUGAUCUAUGACAUCCGUUCCUGUUUGUAUUACAAAAUAAAAGACUUCCUGGACAGACGAAGGGCGACUCCUGCUGCUCUUUGCUUCUCUGAAUGAUGCCAAUAAGAAGCAGCUUCUGAAUGUCUCUACUACUGCUGUGUCCCUGUAUACACGUGUCUAUGUGUAUAUAUAUGUGUGUGUGUGUGUGUGUGUGUGUGUAUAUAUAUAUAUAUACAUGUAUAUAUGUAUACACAUAUAUACAUGUACAUAUAUAUGGUGGACUGAGAGUUCCAGAGCAGAGUUUCAUAAUCAGGUUAUUGAUCUUUCUUUCCUUUAGUACGACGUCGUGCUGAGAAGAAACUGGAGUCGACACUGAGAUAUUUGGAAGAUUGAACCGUUUAGAAGUCGUACAAGUUGAAAACCGUUAAAUGGAUUAAUUAUUGUUGAACACAAACAUCUUUUUUUAAGUUCAACGUUGAAUAUUUUUAAACAUCGUUUUCAGAUAUUUGACUCCUAAAACAUCUGAGACGUUUGAGGAACUUCAGAUGUUUGAUUUCUGGCCUGGUUGAGCUUUUAAAGGAGGACUGCUGUCAUUCUGCUGCACCAGACUCCAUUAAGGAAUCAGUCGAUUUAGUGCAACGUUAAUCAAUAACUGUGAUCACUAGGAGGAAAGCAGCAUUCAGCUCCAUAAAAUAUCUCUUUAAAUAAUAAAGAACUGUCACAAGACAUGUGAAGACGUCAUCAUGGAAACCGUGGACACUUUUCACUGUUUUCUGAUAUUUGAACUAACGUAUUCAUUGAUUAACUGAGAACAUGGUUAGGAUCAAUAAUGACACUAAUCUCUUAUGUUUCACUUCAUUUCUUUGUGAGACUUAUUUAGAAGAUGAAUCAAAAGGACAAUCAAAACAUGUUUUUAACUUUCAUCUAAUCUUCGUCGUCCAGUUUCUUCUCGUCAGAAACCAAAAGACCAGAAUCGUUUAUUGACCUGCUAAUCAAUAACACUAAAAUAUCAAAUAUGACCUUUAGAAAGUGAGACGCACUCGAUCCUGUUUGGGUUUGCAGUGAAUAUUUACAGCAUGCUUUUAUUUUGUUAUGUCUCCUGUUGGUUUCCUGUGUGACUUCCUGUUGAUGGUUGGUUCUGAUUCUUGGAAACGUUUCAUCAAUAAUUCUAUAAUUCAUUCACAGUUUCUAUUUUUAUUCAUUUGUUGGAACAAGACGUGAACUUCUAAAUUUAAUCUGGAGAACGUAAAGAAAAAUAAUGAAGAGAAGAACCGGAGUCCUCACCGUGUUCCAGAAGAACCACAAACAGAGACGUUCAGGGACCUCCAGGAAACCAAAACACUUUCACCUUUUCACCUCACUGAAGGCCGCUUUUAUAAAAAGUUCAGCAGAGCGUCCUCAAAGUUCUUCUUCUUCUUCUUCUUCUUGAUCAGCUGUAGAGACAGCUGUUGAUAUUUGGACAGAAGAAGAAGUAAUUUGUUCUUCUUCUGUCUUUAUUUACAGUUUGUAUCCAGGAAGCCAAAAGAUGGAAAUUAGACUUUCACAGUUUGUAAAUAUGAAUGUUGAUUUUAGCAUGAGUUUGUUUUUAAAAGAUCCUUUAUGAUGUUAAUAUGACGAACAGAUUUAAGAUGAUGAAGAUGAUGGGAGCUAUGUUGAAACUGACUGUGUGUGUGUGUGCGUGUGCGUGUGUGCGUGUGUGUGUGUGUGUGUGUGUGUGUGUGUUCACCUCUUUCAUCAUGACAUCAUCAUGACAUCAUCGUCCUCCUGUUUUCAUUUAAAUGUUUUAUUUCUGUUUAUUUGGUUCUUUCAUUUUUCAAUGUUUUCUGUUUGGAAGCAAAAAUCAAAAGUGAACAGAAAUAAAUAAAUACAUAUGUGUGUGUUUAUAUAUACAAUUAUUUUAUAAAUAUAUAUAUAUAAAAUAAUUGUGAGAAUAAAUGAUAAGAAUGUUUUCUAUGAAACGUGUCAUUAUUUUAUUAAUGACGCCUCCGCCUACAUUAAUAAAUGUUGAAAACAUGAAUGUUGAAGAUUUGAAGCUUCAAAAAACUUUCUUAUAAUUAUUAUUACUAUAAUUAUUAUUAUAAAAUGAUUAUGAAAAUUAUUAUCAUAGUUAUAAUUAUGAUAAUAAUAAUAAUUGCUGACUCAGUUGAACUUGGAGCUGCUGCUGUAAAGUGUCAGAGCUGAACUGAGGUCAGAGUUCAGCUUAAAUACCACUUUAUUCUGUUAUUAUUGUUUUUAAACCUGCUGGACUCUGGAGCUCAUGUUUUCUGCACUGCAAAAUAAGUCAAUAAAUAUUUAAUCCAUAAAACAGCAGCAGUUUUAAUGGAAGUUCAGAAGUUCGUUUUUGUUUCAUUGAUCUGGUCCCUGAACGCAGCGAUGCGUUCACUGUCUGUGGGAGUUUUUAACACUUUGAGGGUAUCUGUUGUUGAAUAUUGUACAGAAGGAAA
Molecule: messenger RNA, 4501 nt
Organism: Anoplopoma fimbria (sablefish)
Lineage: Eukaryota; Metazoa; Chordata; Actinopteri; Perciformes; Anoplopomatidae
Product: activin receptor type-2A-like
Biological process (GO): activin receptor signaling pathway; protein phosphorylation; cellular response to growth factor stimulus
Cellular component (GO): activin receptor complex; plasma membrane
Molecular function (GO): activin binding; activin receptor activity; ATP binding
Source: RefSeq, a predicted model, not a curated record